AUGGCGCAUCUUAGCUCUUUUUACUUCGCCACAAAUCCUGCCUAUGAAAUAUUAAUUCUGAAGAUCUCGAUGUGCAUUUGCGUUAUUGAAGCCCAGAAUGUCGGCGAGUUCUUCGCUACGACUGUGAACCAAACCGAGUUCCAGAUUCAUCAGAAAAUCGUGAUAUACUUCACGAAUUUGCCAUUGUUCAAAAUCUGCCGUGUUGCUGCAACUAAGAAAGAACUCAAUCAGACCUUGAGAGAUCAUCAUCAACUGGGGAGUCAAACAGCUAAAUUACGAAUGGGAUCUCUCUGGGUGUCCGUCAUCGUGAUGGCUUUUUUGGGAUUCACCAUUCCAAUAUCGGCUUACAGCGACUGCACUCAAGUAGACUGGAAUAUCACUCUAGGUAGUGCAGGAUGGGCGAGCUGCCCACUUGGAAAGUACCUGAAAGGAGUUUUGAGGGCGCAUAUCAGCAACUCCGACGGUAUCGAUAACAUCAAAGCAGGGCAAUGCUGCAUUCCACCUCAUGAGUUUCUGGACGAGGAUACUGAGUGUAAAACAGAGAACUGGAAAAAAUCAUUAAGCAGAAACCACAAGUGGGCUUCCUGUCCUGAAGACUAUGAUUUUCUAAGAGGAUUUUAUCAUUCAAAUGAAACUUUUUUGGACAACAUCGAGCAAGCCUUGUGUUGCAGGCCAAAGACCUACAUAAGUAGGACCACAGAUUGCUACUUUGAAGAUGUGGGACAAAAACUUGAUACAGAGGGCUGGAACACGUGUCGAGACUGGUAUUACAUGGCUGGAGUGUACAGAGGAGGGUGCAAUGCCUUAAGCUGUAUUGAGACAUUAAAGUGCUGCAAAAUUACGGCACAAGAUGGAGUAGUUCUAGACCACUGGCUACUUAACGGUCAAGAUGGGAAUGUAAGUUUAUCUGGUUCGCCAUCUUUCACCAAGGGUCGAUGCCCCAGCAGCAACGCUAUUACUUUUAACCAAUCGAGUUCGUAUGCCAGCGUGCCUCUAAUAAAUCUUGGAGGCCGAAGUUUUACAAUUGCCUGUUGGAUUAAACAAACAAAAAGCGUUAAGGAUGAGAUUGCAGCAAUAUACGGUGACUGGCGAAGACCAUGGAAUUUUUUGCUAAGUCUAAAAAACCGAGAGAUUAUCUUCCAUCGUCCCAGAGAAAGAUACGGAGAAAGACAAUGGUGGUCCGCAGGAAGUGCUGAUGUUUCUUUUGACGCUUGGACUCACGUGGUUGUUAUAUGGGAUCAUAAAAAAACCGCCGUGUCGAUAUUAGCCGACGGGUUAAAAGUGGGGGGAAACUCUUUUUCAUCAGAGGAUGCGUUUUACGAACCUACAGGGAAUCGGUACCAGAUCGGUGAUGACGGGCACUGGGGUGAUCAUCAGUUCUAUGGAUCAGUGAUGGAUCUUUAUGUGUUUGGCUCGGCACUGUCGCUGGAACAAGUCAACAAACUAAGAGGAGUUCCGCUUAUCGCUAACACGACCAAGAGUGUAUCAGGGGGGGACGUCCUAGUGGUGUGGGAACCUCCUUUGGUAGGAGCAUGUCCGAUUGUCAAAUACAAUGUGUAUUACAGAGAGGUUAUGUCAUCAGCAAGACAACAAAGCAACUGGUACUCGGUAGAGUUGGACGGAGGUCGCACAAGUUGUACGCUUCAUUUGAGCUGCAGGAAAGAAUACAAUGUGUCUGUUACCUCGAUUAGCGAAUCAGGGGAGAGUCCAUUCAGUGACAGCAAAAUUUGGAAUUUCCAAACCACCGGAGGCAUUCCUUCACCUCCAAUUAUAACCCCUAUGAAACAAGAAAUAUCGAGUAACAAUAUCACCUUAUCCUGGAGUCCUCAAACAGCCAAUGCUUGUCCGCUGACCAUGUACUCAAUACACUAUCGACUGAUUUAUCCGGGAGGAGCAGGGGAGUCCUGGAACCAAGUCAAUGUCACAAAUGUUACGAAGACAAGCCAUACUGUAUCGUUAGAGUACGACAGGCAAUACACAAUUGAAAUGUCGGCGUGGAAUGAGCUGGGACAGAGUGCAAAGUCGAGGCCAUGGAUAAUAACAACAGCAUCAUCAGGUUCAAUUCAUAGGACUGCUGAAAAAGGCACGGUUAAAUCUUCAGUCUCAGGCAGUGGUAAAAUCCUUUCAACACCACAGCUUGCUGGUUUAUUAGUGGGUGUUUGCAUCCUUCUGUUCGUAGUUUUAAUCGCAGUAAUCUACCUGAGACGUGCAGCAAGAAAAAGCAGAAAACAUGCUUCUGCCCUAAGGCUCAGGAGAUCGAAGUCCACCAUUUUUACCCUCCAUAACUGGGAAGUUCUUCCGGAGCAGGUUGUAUUCGGGGAAGAGAUUGGUCGCGGGGCAUUUGGUAAGGUAUUAAAAGGCACCUUCAGAGAAUCACCUGGAACUGAGGUCUUCAUCGAGCCUAGAUAUGAGACGGUCGACUUCAAACCAGGAGAAACAGUGGCCAUUAAACUCCUGGGAGACAAGACAGGCGAAGAGGCACGAAACCAGUUUUUGGAGGAAAUUGAACUUAUGAAAUCAAUCGGCUCACAUCCUAAUGUUGUUAGAAUGUUGGGAUGCUGGGUACACUCGGAUCCUAUCUUUCUCCUCUUGGAAUACGUUUCUUACGGGGAUUUGUUACAGUGGCUAAGAAACAAAAGGAUACAAAAGAGUUAUCAAAAGCAUUAUGAUAACUUCAACAAGCCUCUGCAACUUGAUACAAAUCUGGUGCAGAUUAACGAAGAUGAGUCCAGAGAACUGCUAUCAAGGAGUGAAGAAGAAAGUGGAAAGGAUCCAGACACCAAGGGUAUUCCUAAGGCUGUUUCAACCUCAGUUUCUGUCUGCGCCUCGGGUAUUGAAAGUGUCUCGAAGGAAAAGACACCCGCCAUAAAUGAAGCAAAAACUGACGUGACAGAAAAGGUGCAGAAUCAUUACGACAAACAUCCUAUUCAAGCCUCUCUAAGUGAUUGUCAUAAUAAUGUGGAAUGGGACGAAGACUUCACAGCUAAGGAUCUUCUUGGUUUUGCGUGGCAAGUAGCGCGCGGAAUGGCGUAUUUAUCAGGUAAAGGAUUUGUCCAUCGCGAUUUGGCAGCUCGUAAUGUUCUUCUUGAUGAAAACAAAGUGGUGAAAAUUUCUGAUUUUGGACUUAUGAGGCAAACCCAUGAAAACGUGUACACGCUGAAGAAAGGGAAAAAGAUACCAGUAAAAUGGAUGGCGCCAGAAGCACUUUACAACAGUGAAUAUACAACCAAAAGUGAUGUAUGGUCUUUUGGAAUUCUCCUCUGGGAACUUUCCACAAUGGGAGGAAACCCUUACCCAGGAGUCAAUAACAAAGAGUUGUACAAUCUUCUUAAGACUGGAUAUCGAAUGGAAAAACCAGACACCUCUUCUGAUACAUUAUAUCAACUGAUGUCAGAGUGUUGGAAAGAGGAGCCCAGUGAGAGACCGACUUUUGAAAACACCACGAGAUUAUUAGAGGAAAUGAUGCAAGAGGACACGCCUUAUUUGGAUUUUGAAUCACUUGAUGAGUCAAAGGAGUAUUACUGCAGUCCAGAAAAGCUUUCUGAUGAUGAAGUCACAGCUUAAAGUUAGAUUGAGCUUUACGGCAGGAAAGAGGAAA
Molecule: messenger RNA, 3598 nt
Organism: Pocillopora damicornis (cauliflower coral)
Lineage: Eukaryota; Metazoa; Cnidaria; Anthozoa; Scleractinia; Pocilloporidae
Biological process (GO): cell surface receptor protein tyrosine kinase signaling pathway; protein phosphorylation; positive regulation of kinase activity
Cellular component (GO): plasma membrane; signaling receptor complex
Molecular function (GO): transmembrane receptor protein tyrosine kinase activity; protein binding; ATP binding
Source: RefSeq, a predicted model, not a curated record